AAUUAUGCAUCCAUUGAUUCCUGAAGUCAACCGUUGAAUCUGGGGAGGGUGUAAACCAAUAUCUUAUAUAUAUAAACCAUUUCUCAAGGUGUGAAACGUGAAUCAGCUUCAAGUAUACUUUUCUUUUCCAGAUAUUCGAAAGAACUUGUUUGGCAUAGUUGAAAUAAGCCAAUGGAGAUGGCUGGAUCAUCGAAUGCACCUGAUGUUUCUACACCAACACAUGAUAUGAAAUUUAUGCAGGCAUCAAAUAUCAACGUCUCCAACUUUGUUUCAGUGAAGCUUUCCGGGCUCAGCAACUAUAAGAUCUGGAAGGCUCAGAUGCUUUGCCUUAUAAAGAGUCAGGUGUUGCUUCACAUCAUUGAUGCUAACCAUCCUUUCCCAGUGGAUAAGGAUGUCCACAUGAUCGAGCAAUAUAAUGAACUUGUCAAAGGUUGGAUUUUUGGUUCUGUGAACGAAAAUGAGCUCAAGGAUUUGGUAGACAUGGGUACGGCACAAGAGGUGUGGAUGAAACUAGAAUCCCUCUUUAAUCUACCAGUAAGUGAUACAGAAGGUGUUCCAUCCAAUGUAAUUGAUGUUUCUACACGAACAGAAGACUUGAGAUAUAUGCUGGCAUCAAAUGUUGACGUCUCCGACUUUGUUUCAGUGAAGCUUACCAACUACAACUAUGAUGUCUGGAAGAGUCAGAUUCUUUGCCUCAUAGAGAGUCACGACUUGCUUCACAUCAUUCAUGCAAAAGCUCGUUUUCCAUGGGAUAAAGGUGACCCCAUGACUCAAGCAUAUGACAAGCUUGUCAGAGGUUGGAUUUUGAAUACUAUAACCAACUACGUGCUUGAAGAUUUCCAUUUCUAUCGAUCGGUACAAUUGCUGUGGAGGAACCUAGAAUUGCGUUCUGCUAGUGCAGCAGAAUUAUCAUUGCCGGCUUCAGCAGAGCUUUGCUCUCCGUCUAAAAGAUUUGCCUAUACUGAUGAAGCAGAUGCAUUAAUAUACAAGCAGGCAUCAAAUAUUAAGGUCUCCAACUUUGUACCAGUGAAGCUUUCUGUGCGCCUCUACUAUCAUGUCUGGAAGGAUCAAAUGCUUCGCCUCAUAGAGAGUCAGGACUUGCUUCACGUCAUUCAUAUCAAUAUUCGUUUUCCAAAGUCUGAAUGUGACAAACUUGUCAAAGAUUGGAUUUUGGGUAGUAUGAACGAAGAACUGGUCAAAGAUUUCACAGACUGCGAUUCGGCAAAGGAUUUAUGGACAAAACUAGAAUCCCACUUUACAGACGGUGAUUCAUGGCCUGAUUCUGUUGUUUCUGCGUCAACACAAGACCUGAAAUACACUCAGGCAUCAACUGUUAACGUCUCCAACUUCAUUUCAGUGAAGCUUUCCGGCCAAAGCAACUAUCCUAUCUGGAAGCUUCAGAUGCUUUUCCUCAUUAAAAGUCAGGAGUUGGUUCACGUCAUUCAACAAGAAGGUCUUCGUAUACUGGUUAAAUAUGACAACCUUGUCAAAGGUUGGAUUUUUAGUACUAUGAGCGAAGAUCUAUUCAAGGAGUUCAUAUAUCUGGAAGACUAUCCCGUAAGUUAUGUAUGGAAUUGGCUAGCAAACAUCUAUGAUCGACCAAAAAGCGAAGGAGUUACGUUCGGAAUAGAAUUUAUAAAAGAUGCUCCAGAUAUAGACACUCAUGAUAUAGAAACAGAGAGUUCACCCAGAAUUCGAGAAACACAACUAAAGAAAGAAUUGUACAAAGCUGCAGCUGAAGGGUGGUGGAGGAAAGCAAAAUCCAUAUUGGAAAAUAAUAAAUUUGCAGCCACAGAGGCUAUCACUGCGAAUGGCAACACAAUCCUUCACGUAGGGGUUGAAAUGGGCCACAACUACUUCGUUGAAAAACUGUUGGAGUUUUUAGAAGACGUAAAAGAUAUCGAAAUGAAAAAUGAUAAGGGUCAAACAGCCCUACACAUUGCUGCAAUAGUUGGUAAUACACACGCGGCCCAACUCUUGGUUCAGAAGAGUAGCCAAUUGUUGGAGUACAAAGACAAUAACAAUGUUUUACCAAUGCAUCUUGCUUCUGCCAAUACAAACCUCGAUACAUAUGCAUAUUUGUUCGAAUCUCGUACACCACCUUGUGAUUCACACUUUGAGUCAUAUAUGAGUAACCAAACUGCUUUCUUAGCUGCUAUUUUCUCAAAACAUUAUGAUUUGGCAGAGACAUUGCUCAAGGAAUCACCUAAUAUUGCUAUGGAAAACGAAGAGAUGUUAAAGGCAAUAACUACAACCUUCCCAACUGAUCUUGGCUUCAGGGAAUCUUUAAUCUAUCCAUCUUUCCACUAUGUCUGUCAGAAAACAGUCGUGAGAUGCUCUUUGCUAUUUCACCCAGAUAGAUGCGUCGAUAACAUCUUACGGGUAGUGAAAAUCUGUAAUAACACGGGCUGCAACUUGUUGGGGAAGAAUUCCGUGAUAUUACUUGUACUAAUAGCCACACUUUAUCCAAUAUAUCAGUUGAUUUGUCUCCUCAUUCUGUUGCUUCAUUUAUCCUUUUCUAUGUUGUAUUUACUUCUAUGGAAAGUUUUAGCAAUUACUGUGCCUCCAAUCAAGAAUAUAGAGAAGAAGAGAAAAGAGUACAAAAAAGCAAAAAAUAUCUUGAGCUUGAUAUGUAAAAUGAAGGGCCCAUCAGAUGUAGGUUACAGUGACUCAUUUUUUGAAGCUGUGCGCCAAGAUCGAUACGAAGUUGUUGAUGAGAUUUUAAUGAAUUCACCAGAUACAAUCAAUUUGAAGGAUGCAGAUGGGUAUAAUAUCAUUCAGUUAUCCAUAAUGAACCGUGCUGAAAAAGUAUACAACCUUAUCUAUCACAUAAUUGAGCGCACAAAGUCUCGUGGGGAAAUGACCGAUUCUUCUUCAAAUAAUCUUGCACACUUGGCUGGAAGAUUGGCACCUUCAUUUGUACUCAGUCGUACCACAGGCGCAGCAUUGCAACUACAACGUGAACUUUUAUGGUUUAAGGAAGUGGAGAGGCUCAUGUUACCAUUAAAACUUAUGGAAAAGAAUAUAUAUAAUGAGACACCAGUAAUAGUGUUCGCAAGGGAGCACCAUGAUUUGCUGAAGCAAGGAGAAAUAUGGAUGAAGACAACUGCUGAAUCAUCCAGCAUCACUGCUGCAUUAAUUGUCACUGUCGCAUUUGCAGCAGCAAUCACUGUACCCGGUGGAAGCAAUCAAGAAUCUGGCAUCCCCGUGUUUGGAAAAGAAAUCCCCUUCAUUGUCUUUGCUGUAUCCAAUGCAUCCUCACUUUUUACAGGCGUUACCGCACUCUUAUUGUUCUUAUCAACGAUCCUCACCGCAAGUUCUUCCGAAAAAGAUUUUCAGGUCAUUUUACCAAGAAGGCUGAUUUUUGGACUCGUGAUGUUAUUCCUCUCAGCAAUUACCAUGAUGGUAGCCUUUGGUGCAAUCUUUUUCCUUGUCUUUUGUGAUAGAAGACCAUGGAUGCUGGCACCAAUAGCUGUAUUUGCUUGCUGGCCAAUUUUAGUUAUCGUUGCUAUAAAACUUCCCCUACUAGCAAACUUGAUCCAAUCAACAUUUUUCCCCUUGUUUGGUGAGAAAAGUUACCUUAAGUCUUGUAAUAUUAAUAAGAAAAACACAAUAUUUAUAUGAAGUGGAAUUCCAUUAUGCAUUGCAA
Molecule: messenger RNA, 3649 nt
Organism: Helianthus annuus (common sunflower)
Lineage: Eukaryota; Viridiplantae; Streptophyta; Magnoliopsida; Asterales; Asteraceae
Exons: 11
Coding region: 172-3624 (1150 amino acids)
Molecular function (GO): protein binding
Source: RefSeq, a predicted model, not a curated record